AUGAUAACCGGUGGAACCUCAGGUAUUGGCUUUGCCAUCGCAGAACGGUUCCUGCAAGAAGGCGCUUCAAGAAUCAUUCUCGUUGGCAGAUCGCAAGAAAGACUACAAAAAGCCGCUGAAAAGAUUUCGGUUAGCAACGGCACGGAAACAUCAUCAGAUCAAGUCCGCCUAGUCGUCGGGGAUGUAGGCGAAGCUGGAACAUGGAUGCGCGAGCUUGAGAAGGAAAUGGCUGAUGUCGAUAUUCUAGUCAACGCAGCUGGAAUAUCCAUCUCAAAUAUCCUACCAAAACUUGAAUUGGACGACAUCUCUCAGGUCCUCCGUACCAAUCUCGAAGGCGCGAUACUCACCUCUCGCGCAUUCCUACGCGCAGCUAUCAGGAGCCGAGUCCGAGACCGCAAAAGCACAGAUACUGGGCAAAAACCGCCUUCAAAAUGUAUCAUCAACGUCUCUUCACUUCUCGCCCUCAAGGCUGGCGCGGGGGCGGUCCCGUACUCUGCGUCCAAGGCUGGGCUCUUGGGUUUGACACGCUCCUUGGCUGUUGAAUCAUCUACCUCAAUGAGGGAUCUGGUAGUCCGAUCAAAUGCUAUUUUACCUGGCUACAUUGAGACACCGAUGACUGAAGAUUUCUCUCCGGGAGAGGUUGAAAGGUUGAAGGCCUUGAUACCCCUUCAUCGAUUUGGUGAUCCGAGGGAAAUCGCCGAUGCGGCGGUUUUCUUGGCUCAGAAUGAAUAUGCCAAUAAUUGUGUACUGAAUCUUGAUGGAGGAUUGAGUGCGGUUUAG
This is a messenger RNA of Penicillium daleae, 780 nucleotides long. RefSeq names its product SDR family NAD(P)-dependent oxidoreductase. Gene Ontology annotation, molecular function: oxidoreductase activity, acting on the CH-OH group of donors, NAD or NADP as acceptor. Bases 1 to 780 code for a protein of 259 amino acids. The transcript is spliced from 2 exons. The record is from RefSeq and is a predicted model, not a curated record. Lineage: Eukaryota; Fungi; Ascomycota; Eurotiomycetes; Eurotiales; Aspergillaceae.